UUAUCUCAAGAUUGAUUGCUCCCGAAUAACUGCUUCCAGCUUCUCAAGGUGACCCUGUAGUAUUACUUGAUUUGUUGUGAAGAAACAUGGGAGGUGGGAAGGACAAGCAUGAUGAAUCAGCUGACAAAGGGCUGUUUUCAAGUUAUGGUCAUAAUCCUCCUGGACAGUACCCUCCACCGCCUGGAGCAUACCCUCCCCAAGGUUACCCACCAGCAGGAUACCCUCAACAGGGGUACCCUCCCCAGGGAUACCCUCAACAGGGAUAUCCCCCACAAGGCUAUCCACCAGCAGGACAAUACCCUGGUGCAUACCCACCAUCUGGUUAUCCUGGUCCCUCUGCUCCACCACAGCACUCAGGGCAUGGACCUGGAGUAGGAGCAAUGCUUGCUGGGGGUGCUGCAGCCGCAGCAGCAGCUUAUGGUGCCCACAUGAUACAUGGUAGUUCCCACAUGCCACAUGGAGGUUCCCACAUGCCAAUGCCAUUUGGAGGUGCCCAUAUGACACAUGGUGGUAACUAUGGACAUGGUCAUGGCAAGUUCAAGCAUGGAAAGUUCAAGCAUGGGAAGCACGGGAAAUUUGGCAAGCAUAAUAAGCAUGGGAUGUAUGGAGGAAAGUUCAAGAAGUGGAAGUGAUUUUAUGCUUUACAGUCCUCUUACACAUAUUCUGACUCUAGAGUUGCUUAUCCUUGGUUCCGAAAAUAAAUCUUACAGUUCAAUCCCUGCAUUGUUGAUUGAAUAUUUGUAUGAGAAUGGUUGAUAAAAUAUAUUCCUUUAUGGCUUGUUUGACAUGUUGUACAUUAAUCAUUUGGGCUCUGUGGAGAGUUUGGUAACAUGUUUAGAUAAGAAAGGAGGGGAGGAGAUGUUGAUUUCCUGUUUCUCUUCCCCCACCAUUGUCCAGUGUUAAGUGCUUCUUUUCAGCUAUAGGAUUGGUUUUGCCUGCUCAUUAACUAUGAGUUCAUGGUUCAAAUGACUCGUAACUAAUUUAUCCGAUAUAUUAUCAUUUUCAUGCGGCUCAUUCGA
Molecule: messenger RNA, 1019 nt
Organism: Ilex paraguariensis (yerba mate)
Lineage: Eukaryota; Viridiplantae; Streptophyta; Magnoliopsida; Aquifoliales; Aquifoliaceae
Source: the annotation of a GenBank genome assembly